CGCCAUAACCACAGCUCUGUAGCUCAAGCCAUCACCUGAGUAGCCGCGAGAUACUGCGUAAAACACGGAAACCUUGGAAAACGGCAUUUGACAAGAUCCCGGGUCAAAGUCGCGGCGGCUGUGGAUUCCCUGCGCACCCGCUAAGCCCAAUGCCGUCAAGGCACCCACUUGGCAGCAGACGCCCUGUCAUCACCGUUCAGUGCUUGCAUCAAUCAACUCGGACCGCCUCGCUGUGCUCCGUCAACAUCCGACACCUACCUUAGCACAGCGACCAGCGACACAACGGCGGUCACUCUCACUGGCCAACCUCUUUUUUUUUCUGUUCUUUUUUUUUUUUUACCUCGUACCGCCCAUCUGUACUCCCCUAGAAACACAACUCCAUCUUGUACCUAUCCAGACUUUAUUGACCGGUGAUGCCGUGAUGCCUCAUCCCCAAGCUCCGACCAACCCCACCUGAUAAGCCCUACGGUUCGGCGCUAGGCUCCCUUGGCUUGUAUCGCUGCCAUCACCUGCCAUCAACCACCUAUCCACCAUCCCCCAGCCUAGACCGCUGUCUGCCAGCCUGCAGAACGGUGUCACCUCUUCUCCAGGCAUCCGACCGUCUGGUUCUUCCAAUCUCUCUUCCUGCCAGCUGUGGUACGGAACCCUCGUUCAUCACGGUACAAAGACAAGUGCAUAGGGUUCCAUUACGACAGCCUCGCUUUACCCGUCUCUUAGACGGUAGCGGUCGUCCACCAUGGCUACUCCCAGUCAGUCAACGUCGUCUGCCGUUGCAGUUCCAAUUGCUCCAGUAGAGGAUACAACUGCUCCCUCUCCUGCCCCCACGAGCUCCCAGUCAGCCGCCCUCUCCAAGUCACAACACCUCGCCCACCCCCCUCCAUCAUCGGCCGUAAGAACACCGAAUGCCGCCAGCCACGACGAGCGCACAGUGCGCCGCGUUUCACGAAAACUCCAAAAGAAACGCCAUGACGACGAACACACUCCCACCAUGGAGCUCCCCGAAUCACUGAAACAACAAGGCGACCAUGCUGAUAGCGAUGAGGAAGUACUGCGGCCCCAGGGCUAUGGCGGUGGCAUGUUUAUGAACAUGAACCAGAGCAUAUUCGGUCUGAUAGCAGCAGCCGGUAGCCAGGCCGACUUUGGCGAUCGCUUUGAAGGCCAGAGCUCGGACGAAGACGAUAACGACGUCGAAAGGGAAAAUCCGAUGGCCAUGACCAUUGCUGGGCACAAAGCCUUGCACCACAAGCCCUCCAAAAGUUUGAGCAGCCAUCUUGCUCAGUCGACAGUGUUGAGGAAACAUGGCGCCACCUCGAACAAGGCUGAAAGCAAGCAUCGUAGAAAGAUAUCCGAGAGCCGUUUAUUGCGCUCUGUGCCUGGCCUUUCCAAGUUGACUUCCAGGGCCAAGUCAAGCCUAAAGCCGCCGAAAACACAAGACGCAGAGACCGAAAAGCCGGGCGAGAUGGACGACAAAGCCGAAGAAGCUUCUGCUUCUCAACCAGCUUCUGAGGUCACGCCUACGAUCGAAAUCACCAGGACCGAAAGUCGACAGACAGCACCGGUUAUGAGCCGGAUGCUGGAGGCGCGCGCGCAAAUGGCUGCACGACCAAGCUUCGAUCUGGAGAGGCCCUCGGGUGAACAAGCACACAGGCCAGAAGCUGGCGAAACAGGACCAACAGAACUGGCCAAGAGGCUCCAGGAGAUCUUCCAGUUUGAUACCCCAGAAGAAGUCAUCAAUGAAUUCCCAUGCUGGCUCCUUCAAAAUGUAUUACUCCAAGGAUACAUGUAUAUCACGGCCGGCCACGUUGCCUUUUACGCAUACCUGCCCAAGAAAGCCAAUGAGGUGACAAAGUCUGGGUAUCUUGCCAAGUGUGGCAAGCACAACCCCAAGUACAACCGCUACUUCUUCAGGCUCAAGGGAGAUGUCCUGUCGUAUUACAGAGACACCCAAAACCUAUACUUUCCCAGCGGCCAAGUCGAUCUCAGAUACGGCAUAUCCGCAGAGAUCACCGACAAGGACAAGGAAGGUGUCAACUUCACCAUUGUGACCCACAAGAGAACCUACUACUUUAGAGCCGACAGCUCGUCUAGUGCCAAGGAAUGGGUCAAGAGCCUGCGCAAGGUGAUCUUCAAAUCACACAACGAUGGCGACAGCGUCAAGAUCUCGUUGCCCAUCGCCAACAUUCUUGAUGUGGAAGAAACCCAAAUGUUGGGUUUCGCCGAAACGUGCAAGAUACGAGUCAUUGACAACGAUGAGACAUACGCCAUUGACGAGUAUUUCUUCUCCUUCUUCAGCUUUAGCGAAGAAGCCAUUGAUGUUCUCAAGACGCUCGUGGAGGGUUCUUCCUCGCAAACGCCAGGACAGAAUGAGCUCGAUGAACCUGCCUCGGAGGCACAGUCGAAGCGAACCAGCACGAGCGGCAGUCGUGAGCAAGUGCUCAAAUCACUCAAUACCCGUGGAGGCAAGAUUACCCAGAGCAUCAAAACCACGCUGUCGCCCAUCUCGCCAGGACAACGUUCACCAAGCCCGCGCCCAUGUCUCGACGGGCCCCGCACUAGUUUUGAUGGGUUCCGGCCUUUCAGCAGGCGAAGUGUUGAUGUCAGCCGCGACGAUAUCCGCGGAAAGUCCCCACGUCGAAGCUUUAGCGAACGCCGGACUUCCUUCCACAGGCGCCAUUUGUCUGAGAGCGGGACCGAUCACGAUAUGGAGAGACAAGAAGGCAGUGAUUCUUAUGUCCAAAGCAUGGAGGACCCCAGCCAAGCGAGUAUGUCUGGACUGAUCGUCUCCGGAAGCAGCGAAGCCCCUUCGGCAAGCCAGAUCCUUAGAGGGAGUGAGGUCUUUCACAACCCAGCCAUCCACAGGUCGGCCUCAGCACCCCGCGCGCGGAAUGAGCCAGCCGUGCCCGAGGCGCCAGGAACAGUCAAGGCCUCUCGGCCCCCAUCGAUUUCAGCUCAGAAUGGUGAAACGGAGGGAAAUCAGGCCAUGUCAACGCUGCAGAACACUGCCACAGUGGGGACCUUCCCAUUCAAGGGUGCUGGUGCGCUCAUGGGCUAUCUGGAUAGACAGUCCAGGAGGAUGAGCAAUCUCCUCGCAACAGAGUCUAUGGGAUAUGUUGAGAAGGUAUCAGGUAUGUGGAAGGGCGGCAAGAAACACUAUGACGAACCUGCCGGCUUAAGAACCGAUGAAGAAGAUGCUGAAGACAACCCCGAUGAGCGAGCCACCCAUGAAGCCCGGUUCAGGGAACACUUUGCCCUGCCCAAGACUGAGAAGCUCCAGGCUGCCUACUAUGCACACAUGAUGCGCGUACUUCCGCUCUACGGCAAGAUCUACAUCGGUAAUCGUCACUUUUGCUUCCGCAGCCUGCUGCCAGGUACCCGCACCAAGCUUGUCCUUCCGCUCAAGGAUAUCGAAAAUGUCGAUAAAGAGAAGGGCUUCCGGUUUGGCUACGCCGGUUUGGUGGUGGUGAUCCGUGGCCAUGAAGAGCUCUUCUUCGAGUUCAACCGGGCCGAGAUACGUGAUGACUGCACUAUCACGGUUCUGCAGAACCUGGAGGCGACCCGAUAUGUUCGUGAUUCGGGUCUGUUGGACAGUGAGGAUGCAGAAAAUGCGCAGGCUGCUGUGGCGGAGCGGGAUGCACUCCGGGAGGCCCGGAACGAGGAGUUUCCACAUCAUGAGGUCAAGCUGCCCCAUGACGCCCAUUGUGUCUCUGAAGCGCCGACCAUUUUGUUUGAUGAUCCCAAGGCUUCCAUCCUCAACUUUAAGCCCAGCAAGUCCAUGAAGAUCACUUGUCUUACGAUUGGGUCUCGUGGAGAUGUUCAACCCUAUAUUGCCCUUUGCAAGCGACUGAUGAAGGAUGGCCAUCGUCCCAGGAUUUGCACUCACGCCGAGUUUCGAGACUGGAUCGAGAGUCAUGGGAUUGAGUUUCGCCCUGUUGGUGGUGACCCAAGCGAGCUGAUGAGGCUCUGCAUUCAGAACGGCACCUUCACCUGGGCAUUUCUCAAAGAGGCGAACUCGACGAUGCGUGGCUGGCUUGACGACCUUCUUAUCACGGCUUGGGAAGCGUGCAAAGGCAGCGACCUCUUGAUCGAAUCACCCAGUGCCAUGGCUGGCAUUCACAUCGCAGAGGCUCUUGGCAUCCCAUACUUCCGCGCCUUCACGAUGCCGUGGACCCGCACUCGCGCCUACCCCCACGCCUUCAUCAUGCCUGGACAAAAGCUUGGAGGAGCCUACAAUUACGUGACCUACACUCUGUUUGACAAUGUGUUUUGGCAAACCACCGCCAGUCAAAUCAACCGGUGGCGCAACGUCUGGCUUGGGUUGCCAAACACGACACUUGACAAGCUGCAGAUUAACAAGGUCCCGUUCUUGUACAACUUCUCUCCGUUUGUGGUCCCCCCGCCCAUUGACUUUAGUGACUGGAUCCGCGUCACCGGGUACUGGUUUCUCGACGAGGGCGACGAGAACAAGUGGCAACCGUCCAAGGAGCUGCUCGACUUCAUCGACAAGGCCCGGGCAGACGGCAAAAAGCUUGUGUACGUUGGCUUUGGGUCUAUUAUAGUGCCUGACCCGGCCAAGAUGACACAAGAGGUGAUUGAUGCUGUGCAGAAGGCGGAUGUCAGAUGCAUUCUGAGCAAAGGCUGGAGUGACCGGCUACCUGGCUCGGGUGAUGAAAAGGUUCCUGGUCCUGAAGAGGCCAAGGUUGAGCCACAGCUGCCGGAGGAGAUCUUCCAGAUCCAGUCAGCACCUCAUGACUGGUUGUUCAAGCAGAUUGAUGCUGCUGCUCACCACGGGGGAAGCGGAACCACGGGUGCCAGUUUGCGGGCUGGCAUUCCCACGAUUAUCAGGCCAUUUUUUGGUGACCAGUUCUUCUUUGGAAGCCGGGUUGAGGACUUGGGAGUGGGAAUCUGUCUCAAGAAGUGGGGGGCGAAUUCUUUUGCAAGGGCGCUGUGGGAGGCUACGCACAGCGAGAGGAUGAUUGUGAAGGCAAGGGUGUUGGGGGAGCAGAUUCGCAAAGAAAAUGGAGUUGACACAGCGGUCCAGUGCAUCUACCGCGACAUGGAAUAUGCCACCAAUCUCAUCCGGUCCAAGAUGGGUAAGAAUCAUGCUCGGACAGGUGAGAAUGUCAGCAUGACGGAGGCCAACCUCAACAAUGAGGAUGAGGAGGAGAGCUGGACCUUUGUGGGAGACUCGGACACGGUCGAAGACUUGAGUUCCGAGGCUCUCAUGAAGACGGUAGCCGAUCUGAGAGACCUUCAAGCUUAUCAUGGCGACAAUGCCGACAAGACUCAGGGUAAUACAGUGGUAGGGGGCGCGGUGGGCGCUGGAGUGGAGACGGUGAAGGGGAAGGGGGUGAGUUAAUUGUGCUGUCUGUGCGGUGAUUUGGAUCUGAUGUUUUGCGAUGGUUUCUUUCCUUGGUUUGACACACAGCUCUUGUUUCUUUGACAAUAACAUUCGUCCUGUGGCUUGGUGAAAGUUUUUGUACCUACCUACAUGGCAAAGAGGCCUGAGAUGACUAACUGUUUUUUUUUCUUUUUUCCUCUUACAGGUUCAGAUUUGGAGGUGGUUGUUUGGAUAAACAGAGGAGGGGGAGGGCUAGCAACCGGGCGUUUUUGGGUUUCCUAUUUUCUUUUUUUUUCUUUUACGACGGGGAGAUGAUGCUUUUUUCAACACGCAAAGGUAAAUAAUGAACGACAUCGGAGCAUAAUGAGGCAAGACGAUUUCAGGAGCAGGGCUUACAGCACCUGCCCUCGGUUGAGAUGAAACAGAUACAGAGAUAGGAGAUACAAACUUUGAUAGAGGGUGCCGACGGGGGGAGAGACUGGAUAUUAAAGUAAGAGGGGCAAAGGGCUUCUUAAUGCUAUCGAGUCUUUCCUAUAGGUACUAUUAGUGGACAUAUGGGUGGUGGGAUGU
This is a messenger RNA of Podospora pseudocomata, 5908 nucleotides long. It is a transcript of the gene ATG26, whose product is annotated as Sterol 3-beta-glucosyltransferase. Gene Ontology annotation, biological process: carbohydrate metabolic process; sterol metabolic process. Gene Ontology annotation, molecular function: hexosyltransferase activity; UDP-glycosyltransferase activity. The record is from RefSeq and is a predicted model, not a curated record. Bases 737 to 5356 code for a protein of 1539 amino acids. NCBI's taxonomy places the organism in Eukaryota, Fungi, Ascomycota, Sordariomycetes, Sordariales, Podosporaceae. The transcript has 5 exons.